Molecule: messenger RNA, 1108 nt
Organism: Phytomonas sp. Hart1
Lineage: Eukaryota; Euglenozoa; Kinetoplastea; Trypanosomatida; Trypanosomatidae
Source: the annotation of a GenBank genome assembly
GAAUUGUGUAGGCUAAUCUUUAAUAGAAAUCACAACCCGAAAGAGAUUCCAGACCGAGGAUGCCCCAAAUCCCCUUCCAGACGCGGAUGUGGGAUCGCUUUCAGAGCCAUAAACGCGAUGUUUUCUUCGCCUGCGUGGCGGCGUGCGCUCUGUGUUUGACCGCACGCGCUGAGAUGAUGCGACAUGGGGUUUGGAGGCCGGAACCCCCCAUUGAGACCCACCCAAAGGUCUCCAGGCAAUUUGGCCACAAAAAAGACGGAUUGUCUACUUAGGUAUUCGUAGUCCUCUUCAGGUUGCUUCAAACCUAAAAAGGGAAAAAAAUGAGGUCUGAUUUAGACGAGGAGUUAGCCCCUGAAUGCGGUUUCCAGCAAUUGGCAAUGCUGAUAUAUAUAUAUAUAUAUAUAUUCAUGAAUUUCAAACUUUUGCGCUUUAUGAAGGUAGAAUAAAGCGAGUGAUCAGUUUACUUGGUCACCCCGCACUCCCUAACAUUAUUUAAUAAACAGAGAAAGUGUAUUUUUCUACUUCCAUAUUUAACAUUAAUUUUUUCACUAUUCAACGAGAACUACUUUUGACUAGCCUUUUGGCUAUUUGUCUCAAAACCCUUAUCCGCCAUUUGUGUUUUCGUAUGCAGUAUAGAUUGAAAAGAAAACGAUGUAAAGGAUGGAGAUCAUGGAACAAUGAUCAAUGACUAUUUCUUUUUCAGCUAAUCUAGUUCGAUUUUGAUAAGAAGCAACGAACCUGAACAUUGUUAUUAUUGUUUGGGUAGUAGAAGAAGAAGGGUAUUAUCGUUAAUUCCAAGCAAAGAUUCCUCCAAAAGCGGCUCAUGUUUUGUUUUUUUUACGGGUCUUUGAACUGCGCUCGUUGUUAUGCUCCUGAUUGGAUGAAAUUCACUCCACGAGAUAUCGUGAGACUUUAAAAACUAGCGCGCUAUUAAAUAAAGCCCAUGAUUAUAUAAUACAUUAACGAAUCCUAUACUAGUGGAAAAAAAAUGAUUAGCUUCCCAGUAGAACUUUCCCGGUACGUGUAGGGUGAAUCUACAGGCGCCUUUUUUUAGCGAUUGCCUGCGAAUUUCGCCCUGGAAGGCUUCAAGUUUUAAAAAAGCAAAAAA